AACCGAGGGAUGAGGAGGGAGCCAACGGCCGGGGCCGCGGGGCGGGAGGCGACGCGGGAGCACGGCGUCGAAGGGCUGCCCUAGCCUGGGGCGCGGAGCCUCCGGGCCGUGGGGAGCCGGGGAGCCGGGCGGCUAGCGAGGCUUCUCGGUGGGUGUGGGUGUAGCGUGCUCGGCCGGCGUCCCCGGUGGCCGCGGUCUGGCCAUGAUUGACUCGGUGAAGCUGCGGCGGGACAGCGCGGCCGAUUUCUUCUCGCACUACGAGUACCUGUGCGCGCUGCAGGACUCGGUGCCGCUGCCCGCCGUGCGCUCCUGCCUCCGCGAGGGCGUGCUGGACUUCAACGCUGACCGCCUCCGCAUGGUGGACUGGGCGCCGCUCCUGAGCACCCUCAAGAUCAAUAAAGAUUUGCCCUUGAUCUCCAUCAAGAGCUUCUUCCAGCCGUGGCUUGGGGAAACAGGUUCUGAUAUAAACAAAGCUUGCAGAAGUCGGGUUCCUGCGAUAAGAUCCAAAGAUGUGACCUUCCAGUUAUGUAAAGCUCUUAAAGGCUGCAUAAGUGCAUCAAGUAUGCUAAGGAACCUGGAGCUAAAUGGACUAGUCCUGAGAGAGAGAGAUUUAACUAUCUUAACGAAGGGAUUGAAUAAAUCGACCACGUUGGUACACCUGUCUCUUGCAAAUUGUCCAAUUGGAGAUGGAGGUUUAGAAAUAAUUUGCCAAGGUAUAAAGAACUCUGUCACUCUUAAGACAGUCAACUUCACGGGCUGUAACCUGACAUGGCAGGGAGCAGAUCACCUGGCCAAGAUCUUAAAGUAUCAGUCAAUGCGACGGCAUGAAGAAACCUGGGCUGAGAGCCUUCGCUACAGGAGACCAGAUCUAGACUGCAUGGCUGGCUUGCGGCGCAUCACACUGAAUUGCAACACGCUCAUUGGGGACCUGGGCGCACGUGCUUUUGCGGACUCCCUUAGUGAGGAUUUAUGGCUUAGGGCGCUUGACCUGCAACAGUGUGGCCUCACCAAUGAAGGAGCAAAAGCUUUACUUGAGGCCGUUGAAACUAACAGAACUCUCGUUGUUCUGGAUAUAAGAAAAAAUCCACUCAUUGAUCAUUCUAUGAUGAAAGCAGUUAUCAAAAAAGUUCUCCAGAAUGGAAGGAGUGCUAAGUCAGAGUACCAGUGGAUAACUUCUCCGUCAGUAAAAGAACCAUCCAAAACUGCCAGACAGAAAAAGAGAACUAUAAUCCUAGGAAGUGGCCGAAAAGGAAAAGCUACUAUUAGGAUUGGAUUGGCUACAAAGAAACCUGUAAGUACUGGGAAAAAACACUGCGCUGGUAAAGAAUAUUAUGCUCCGGAACCUUUGCCACCUGGUGUGUGUGGUUUCCUGCCAUGGCGUACUGCAGAACGAGCAAACAGGACCAGGGGAUUUCCAUUAAUCAAAACUCGGGAUGUGUCUAAUCAGUUGCAGCAAUCAAAGUUUCCUGUGACUGUGACAGUAGAGAGUCCUUCGUCUUCAGAAAUUGAAGAGGUUGACGAUUCUUCAGAAAGUGUUCAUGAGGUGCCUGAGAACACCAGUUUAAAACAAGAAGCAUUACAGGAAAAACUGGAGGAAUGUUUAAAGCAGUUAAAGGAGGAAAGAGUCAUCAGGCUUAAGGCUGACAAACGAGUCAGUGAGUUGGAACAUGAAAAUGCCCAAUUAAGAAAUAUAAAUUUCUCUUUGUCUGAAGCCCUUCAUGCACAGUCACUGACAAACAUGAUCCUGGAUGAUGAAGGUGUUUUGGGCAGCAUUGAGAAUUCCUUCCAGAAGUUCCAUGCUUUCUUAGAUCUCCUUAAAGAUGCUGGGCUUGGGCAGCUUGCCACAAUGGCUGGUAUAGAUCAGUCAGAUUUUAAUUUACUAGGCCGUCCCCAGAUGAAUUCUACUAUUAGUAGUCCACCUAAGGAGGAGCAGAAGGCACUUGAAGAAGAAAAGCCAGAACAAAAGCAGAGUGCUGUAGGACAAAUGCAAAAUAUCCAAGUUUCUAUUUGUAUGCAGUCAGCUUACAAUGAAGGAACACUAAUGAAGUUUCAAAAAAUUACAAGUGAUGCCAGAAUUCCUUUGCCUCUCGACUCCUUCCAUGUCCCAAGUUCUACUCAGGAGGCCCCAGUGACUUCCAGAGACAACGUGGGAGUCCCAGGUACUGAGCAGCACCAAGAGUCUUUCGAAGGAUUCCUUGCUAGAACAUGUUCUCCUCUAGCAGAUGUGAUUUCCGGAACCGGAAGUCACAGAGAAGAGGAAGAGCUGCACAGGAAUAACAGAUCAUCUUCAGAGAAAAUGGCCAAAACAGGUGAAUAUACCACAAAACACUCUGCUAAGAAACACCCUGGAAAGGACCAGCAUUCCUACUCUGACUCUUCUAUAAACCGGAAAAGCAAAGGAAUCGGGGAAAACGGUUCUUUGGUUAAUGACCCAGUUAAAAAAUCUCAUUGAAAUGACUGGAGAAAUAUUAAAAAUACAUUAGUAGCAAACUUGGAAAACCAGAAAGUGAACAGUGUGGAAUUUCUAGAAGAUAAAAAAGCAGAUUAAUGAAGGGCCAGUUAACUGAAGAGUGGAGCAGCUCAGCUAUUCCACUCAGCUCGGGAGCGUCUCCUCCUGAAAGCGGCUGUCUGGAGCGGGAGUUGUAACGCAGGAAGCGCUGGGAGGAGGGCGAGCUCCACAGUAGCUGCCCAGGAGGAACUGGAGUUAAGUUUCCCACACUGGCUGUGGGGACCUGCGUCUCCCCUGGAUCAUCACCUCAGGGGCCUGUAACCAAGAUUUGAGUUUCUUAAAAUGAACCAGGAUUCUCAUUUGGUUGAGGAAAAGCAUUUCAAGCUUUAAUCUUGGGCCGUCAUCUAUAAAUGUGGUCCACCCAAAAUCAUCAGAUUCGAAGACAGCCAUUAACAUAAAAGGAGGCAUGAAGUUUAAAGAAACAACCUGCUUAAGAAGUAGUUACUAGAGGAAAUCUUAAAAUUAAUACAAGUAAGAUUUUCAUAAGGAUAUUAUGUCUGUAAAGAAUGGGAUAUGACGAAAACAGAUUCAGUUUCUGGAAAUUAACAUUUUGAGAAAAUAAAUCACAAGAUGGGCUAAAAAGCAGAAUGGAUUCAGCUGAAGAUUAAAAUUAUGAAAUUAAGGUUUGUUUGAAGAUCACCUAAACUGCACUGCAAAAGGACAAAAUAUGAAGUAUGAAGGCAGGCAUUGUGGCACAGUGGGUUAAGUCACUACUUGUUAGGCCUCCAUCCCUUAUCAGAGAGCUGGUUUGAGUCACAACUACUCAACUUCUGAUCCAGCUUCCUGCUAAUGCGCCUAGGAAGACAGAAGGUUACUCAAGGAUUGGGCCCCUGCCACCCAUGUGGGAGACUGGGCUGAAGUUCCUAGCUCCUAGCUUUGACCUGGCCCAGACAUGGCUGUUUGGGCCAUUUGGGGAAUGAACCAGGAUGGAAGUCUCUCUGUCUCUGCCUCUUUUCCUUGUCACUCUGCCUUACAAAUAAAUAAAUAAAUCUUCAAAAUCCACUGAAAUAUAGCAAAUAAACAGGAUAAAUAGGAAAACCCACAAGGUGACAAGAUCAAGCUUUCUCAGAAUCAGCGUGAAUGAGUUAAAUUCUGCACUUCUUAAGCUUGAGUGAAAACACAAAAUCCCACUGUGUACUAUUGCAAAAGACAUCUAAAACAUUGUUGCAGUUUAUAAAGACACAGACAAGAAGAUAAUAGGCAGAUGCUAACUAAAGCAGGAAUGGCUCUGUUAACUUAAGACUAAAUAGAACCAAAGAUGCAAACUACUAAAUGUGACAAAGAAAAAUUUCUUUUUGGCUGAUAAAUAUGUUGUCACAGAUUUUUGCAAGAGUAUCUGCAAUUUUAAAGCUUCAUUUCAAAAUUAUAGAUUGAAAAUUUAGAAAUUGAAGGAGAAAUGGACAGAUAAAUUACAAUGAGAGAUACCUCUCUUCAAAAUCAGUACUUACUAGAUUGGCUUUAGAAAAUAUAAUAAUAAGUGUUGGGGAGUAUGCCGAGAAAAUGGAGUUCUUACCGCUGAUGAGAAUGCUAAAUGAGAAUGCAAAAUCACUCAAAAGACUUUGGUAUUUUUUUAAAUGCUAUACAAAGGCAUGCCAUGUGAUCCAGAAUCUCCUCCUUUGGAUAUUUAGAGCUGUGAAAGUUUCAGUUCACACAAAACCUGUAUGUGGAUGUUUAUGGCAGCUGUAUUUGUAAUCACCAAAUUGUCUUCCGACAUUUUGUGGAAUGAAUAGUGUGCAUCUAUGUGUAGAUGCUACUCAGCAAUAAGAAGGAAUAAAUUGUUAAUGCAUGUAGCAGCUUGCAUGAAUCUCUAAGCCAUAGGCUGAGUGACAGAAGCCAGUCUCAGUAGGUUAAAAACUGUGAUUCCAUUUUUAUGACAUUCUCAAAAAGACAAAUCUGUAAUGAUGGAAUAUGUCAACGAUUGCCAGAUGUCAGGGGGAAGGGGUUGAUUAGUAACAGGUGGGGAAAGAUUUGAUGAUGAAUGUUCUGAUCUCAGUGCUGAUGGCAGCAUGAAUCUGUACAUAAUGGGGGAUUGGUGUGGCAUAGUAGAUUGUGCCACCACUUGGUAUACCUGCAUCCCAAAUGAGAGUGCUGAUGCAAGUCUUGGCUACUUCACUUCUGAUCCAGGGGCCUGCUAAUGUGCCUGAGAAGCUACAGAUGACAGUUCAAAUUCCUGUCACCUGUGUGGGGAACUCAUAUGGAGUUCCUGCCUCCCAACUUCAGCCUGGCACAGUUGUGGCUGUUGAAGCCAUCUAGGGAGUUAACCAGUAGAUGGAAGGUAUCUGUCAUUCUUCCUUUCAAAUAAAUCUUAAAAAGAAAAUUCUCCCCUCCCUUGAUGCCAUUUAAAUAGUCUUUAAAGAAAAAGAAUUGGUAGAGCUGUAUAGUAAUUUAAAAACUCAGAUCUCUGGGGCCAGUGCUGUGGUAUAGUGCGUAAAGCCAUCUUCUGUGGUGCUGGAAUCCCAUCCCAUAUGGGCGCUGGUUUGGGUACUGGCUGCUCCUCUUCCGAUCCUGCUCGCUACUGAUGCACCUCAGAAAGCAGUGGAAGAUGGCCCAGGUACUUGGACCCUUGCAUCUACUUUGGAGACCUGUCAGAAGCUCUUGGCUCCUGGAUUAAGAUUGGCCCAGCUCCAACCUCUACCGCCAUUUGGGGAGCGAACCAGCAAAUAGAAAAACUUUCUGUCCCCACUCCCACCCUCUAACUCUGCCUUUCAAAUAAGUAAAUAAAUAAAUCUUUUUUUAAAAAAUCUUACCCCCUCAUCCUUCAGUAGUUCAAGAUACAGAAGGCAUCAUCUAUCAAAUACUUUGUAUACAUCAGGAGUACAAAGUGUAGUCCCUGAAAAACCUGUAGACUAUUUAUGAAAGUGAUUCUUGGGAGGGAAAAUACUUGAAAAAUAUGAAGAUCAUAUGGAUGAUAUUCUCUUUGUAUAAGAGGAAAAAGCAUGUCAACUUGGAAUUUUUUAAAUCUAAAUAACAUUUAAAGGAAACAUCAAAACAAAUUGCAAACUGUGUGAAAUGAAAAAAAAAAAAAACUACUCCUUUAUGAGAUUGUGCUAAAUCUGUGGUUGAUGGAGAUUUUACAGACUUUGACUUCUGAAAGUAGAAAAACUAGAAGCUGAUGAAAUGAAAAAUUCAGAAGCUAAAAGAUAAGGUAGACCAAAAGUAAAAGUAAGAUAUUAAUAAAAUUUAAUCAAGUAAAGCAAAUUUUGGGCCGGCACCGCGGCUCAAUAGGCGAAUCCUAAUAAUCCUUAAUAAUAAUAAUAACCAUGCCCACAUCCUAUUUCAGUCCUGGUACCUGGUUUGAGUCCUGGCAACUCUGCUUCUGAUCCAGCCUCCUGCUAAUGCACAUUCUGGGAGGCAGUAGAUGGUAGCUCAAGUGCUUGAGUCCUUGCUGCCCACAUGGGAGAUCCAAACUGAAUCCGGACUCCUAGCUUUACCUGGGCCCAACCCUGGCUAUUGCAGGCUCACUCUAAAAUUGGGACAGAAAUUAUAAUGAGUACUGUUUGCAGCUGAUUCCAAAUAUGAUUGUUCAAGGGGUUUUCAAAAGUUCAUGAGAAAUGAAUAGUAUGGAAAACUGCAGCAUUUUAAACAUUCCUUGCGCCACUAUAAACUGACUCUUUCAACAUUUUUGGUUAGAAUUUCCCAUCCACUGGUUUGCUCUCCAAAUGCCUGCAGUGGCCAGGGAACUGAAAUAAGGAACUCAAUCCAAGUCUCCCGUAUAGGUGUUAGGAGUCCAACUCCUUGAACCAUCACUUCUGCCUCCCAGCAUACAUAUUAGCAGGUAGCUAAAGUCAGCUAAAGUCAGGAGCCAGAACUGAGAAUCAAACCCAAUACUCUGGUGUGAGAUGCAGGCAUCCUAGCCAGCACCUUAACUGCUAGGCCAAAGGUCCCUCUUGCAAACUAUUAAUUCCACUUUUUGAAAAUGAUCACUUGGAAUUUAUACCAAUAAAUUUGAAAAUUAAUUGAAGUGUGACCUUUGAAGAAAUAUGGAUUGUGGGCCGGCGCCGCGGCUCACUAGGCUAAUCCUCUGCCUUGCGGCGCCGGCACACCAGGUUCUAGUCCCGGUCGGGGCACCGAUCCUGUCCCGGUUGCCCCUCUUCCAGGCCAGCUCUCUGCUGUGGCCAGGGAGUGCAGUGGAGGAUGGCCCAAGUGCUUGGGCCCUGUACCCCAUGGGAGACCAGGAGAAGCACCUGGCUCCUGCCAUCGGAUCAGCGCGGUGCGCCGGCCGCAGCGUGCUACCGUGGCGGCCAUUGGAGGGUGAACCAACGGCAAAAGGCAGACCUUUCUCUCUCUCUCACUGUCCACUCUGCCUGUCAAAAAAAAAAAAAAAAAAAAGAUUGUAAAAAUUAAUGAGGUGUGCUGGUGCCGUGGCUCACUUGGCUAAUCCUCUGCCUGUGGCACCGGCAUCCCAUAUGGGCACCGGGUUCUAGUCCUGGCUGCUCCUCUUCCAGUCCAGCUCUCUGCUGUGGCCCGGGAGGGCAGUGGAGGAUGGCCCAAGUGCUUAGGUGCCUGCACCUGUGUGGGAGACCAGGAGGAAGCACCUGGCUCAUGGCUUUGGAUCGGCACAGUGCACUGGCCAUAGCAGCCAUUUGGGGGGCGAACCAAUGGAAGGAAGACCUUUCUCUCUGUCUCUCUGUCUAACUCUACCUGUCAAGUAAAAAAAAAAAAAAAUUGAGGUAUAAAAUGCAAAUAAACCAGACAUUUGAGAGAAAUUGAAAAAAUAGUGUAAGAACUAUUUAAACAAAAAAUACUGGGGUGGGCUUCUGUUUCAGUAGUUAAUAUGCUGCUUGGGACACCCAUAUAAUAUCAGAAUCCCUGAGUUCGAAUCCCAGCUCCAUUCCUGAUUGCAGCUUCCUGCUAAUAAUCACCCUAGAAGGCAGCAGGUGAUUGGCCAAUAGGUGGGUCCCUGCCACCCACAUGGGAGAUUGCCUUUCAAAUAAAAUAAAUGAUUCAAAAUUUAAAAAUACAACGACAUAUAGAAAAACCUUUAAGGAACACAUCUGUGAACUAUUUCAGAAGAUGGGAAAAAGAUGUAAGGUUUCUUAAUUUGUUCCAUGUGGCUAGCAUAAUGCUGACACCAAAACUGCACAAAUGCAGCACAAGGAAAACUAAGAGUAGGUGCAAAAAUUCAAAAUAAAACUCCCAAUUUGAAUUCAGCACUAUAGUAAAAUACACAAGGGGACUUCAGUAUGUUAAUAGAAAAUUGAAUUAAAAGAUAAAAAAUGUAAAUAUCAUUUUGCAACAUGAGCUCCAUCAAGGUUAAGUGAUCAUCUCAGACAUUUAGUCCAUCCAUAGAGAAUUGAGGUGCUGGGCUUUUAGCCAUGUCAGUGCAGUCUUUAAUACAUUAGCAACAAGAAAAGUGGGUGCUUUUUAAAGAUUGUUGUUUUAAUUAGGAAACAGUAGAAGUCAACAGAGUCAAAUCAGGAGGAGCAAUGAGCAGGUGCAUUGUGCAGAAGGGCUCUAGUGAAGAUUUCUGGGGCAUUUUUUUUGGUGAAAGUUUUGACUAAGUUUCUCAAAACACUCUUCUCAUGAGCGGGUGUUACUGUUCUUUGGCCCUCGAGAAAGUCAACUAACAAAAUGCCUGAGCAUCCCUCAAAACUUGAAUGAUCUUUCCUCCUAACUGACUUACUCUCGCUUCAGCCGCACCAGUUCCACCCCUUGGUAGCUGCAUAUUGGUUCUUUGUCUUCAGGAUCAUAUUGGUAAUACUGGUUUCACCUCCUGUUAGAGUUCUUUGAAGAAAUGCCUCAGGAUCUUGAUCCCACUUGUGGGAAAUUCCCAUUGGAGCUGUGCUCUGUCUGCAGCCCGCUGGACAGCAAGUCUGCCCCACUAUUUCAGUCAUUGUGUCAGCUCACCUAGUUGAGAUGUAUUUGCUGUGGGCUAUCAUUUUUGCUGUUUAUCAUUGGUCCUCUUCAAUUAGGGCAGCAGUAAGCUUAAUUUCCCCCCACAAUUGAUGUGGGUGUUCUGCUGCUACCAGCUUCUUCAGUAUUGUCUCAUUCCUUUUCAUAAUGAAUCAUCAACUUGUCAACUACUGAUUUCUUUGGGACAUUGUCGCUGUAAACUUUAUGUGCAGCAUGAGUGAUUUCACCACUCUUCCACUGCAACGUCACCAUUAAAUUGUCAUUGGUUCUUUCUUGAAUUUUAGGAGAACUUUUGUUGCUCGGUUAGGGUAUCUUUCCACAUUGAUGUCUUAUCCUUCUGAAUUCCUCAGAUGAGAUCUUGUCCAGACAUGACAUAACAAUUUAGUACAAUUUAAUUUGCUGCAAAAAAACUUUGGAAAUCCCUGCAUAGUUUUUUCAUAAUACGUAUUUUCUAUGAGCUUCUUGAAGGCUCCUUGUAUAUAACUUUUAAAUUAGAAUUUACACAAUAACAUGCAAGAGUGAGUCAACUAAUUCACUGUAACUAAAUUAAAAGAUUAAAGAAUUACAUAGCCAUCUUCACAUGCUGGGAAAGCACUCAUAAAUUCCACAUCCCCAGGUGCUUGUGACAAUCAAGAAACAGAAGAUAGCUCCCUUAGCUGUCUACAUUUAUAAUCUACAGCAAGAAAAUGAGAUAAAAAACAGUGAAAAAUUAUUAUGACCCAGUAGACAAAAAUAUAGUACUUGAUGAAAGUGAGGCAAGACUUCACAGUUUGUGAUUAAAGGAUUUCUUACUUUUGGACAAAGAAACCUAUACUGAUCUACUUGGCUGCUGUUGCUACCAAUGAGAAGGCUUAGUAAGGAGGCCAUGCAAAAGCCAGUACACUGGUGUCUAUGCAAAAUUGGAUGUCAGAUUAAACAAAAGAUUGGAGAAAUGCGUAAUAUAAGAAGGGUUUUUUAAAAAGUUUAUCGUUUAUUUGAAAAGCAUAGUGACAGAGUUUCUAUCUGCUGAUUCGGUACCCAAAGGCCCACAGCAGCCAGGGUUGGGCCAGGCCAAAGUCAGGUGCCAGGAACUCCCAUGUGAGUCUCCCAUGUGGGUGGCAGGGCCUCAUUGUCUGCUGCUUCCCACAGUGUGCCUUAGCAGAAAGCUGGAUCUAGAGUAGCCAGGAUUUGAAUGAGGCACUCUUGACAUGGGAUACAGGCAUCCCAAGUGGUGGCUUAACCCACUGCAUCACAACAAAAGUUUUAAUAUAAAGAGCACCCACAAAGAAAACCUGGACAAAGAAUCUAAAGAUUUUUAAGGAGGAAGCUUUGUAAGCAUUCAGGAAAAUUAAAGUGAUAUUUUUCAGUUGAAAUGAUAGAUAUUGAAAGAUUGGUAAUGCUUACUUUGAGCCAUUGUUGAAAGCAGUUUAAGUUGAGGCCAGCAUUGUGGCACAGCAAGCUAAGCUGUUGCCUGCAUUGUCAGUAUCCUAUAUUGGAGUACAAUGUCAAUUUCCAGCUCCUCCACUUCCAAUCCACCUUCCUGCUAAUGCACCAAAGAAAGCAGCAGAAUAUGGCCCAAGUCCUUGGGCCCCUGCCACCCACGUGGGAAACCUGGAUGGAGUUCUAUGCUCUUGGCUUCUGCAUGGCCCAGCCCCUGCCUUUGGGCCAUUUGUGAAGUGAGCCAGUGAGUGGAAGAUUCUCUCUCUCUCUCUCUCUCUCUCUCUUUCUCUGUAACUGUGCCUUUCAAAUAAAUCAAUAAAUAUCAUUAAAAAAGUGUAAAUUGAGACUGCUUUUUGGUUGGACAUUUUCUGUGUAAAUCAGUAUUUAAAAUGUGUUUAACCUUUGAUCUCAGAACUCUGAUUGCAGGCAUGCAGCCUGAAGCUGUAUUUAAAGUGUCCAAAGAGCAACAUACAAGAAUGUGUAUUGAAGCAUUUUUGAAAUAAAUACUAAUUAGAAGCAAUGUGGUUGUACACAAAUGGUUGAAUUAGUACUUAUGAAUUCCUACCAUGAAGUACUCUGCAGCAGAUGAAAAUUAUGGCUCUACAUUGUGGACAUGAACGUAUUUGUAUGAUGUAAUAAUAAGAAAAACUGGUUGUACAAUAAGCACGUACCACUGUUUAAUAUACUUAUGACUGUUUACAUAGGCAUAGUGCAUAUGUGUGUGUCUGGCAUGCCUAGAAAACCGACUCACGGAGAACAAACUCUUGACAGUGAUUGUGCCUGUCCAAAGCAGUCGUAUUGGAAAAGGAAUGAAAGGGGAUGUUUCACAUUUCACUCGAUUUCUUUCUAGGUUAUUUGAUUUUAAACAAGUUUUUUUUUUUUUUAUGUAUGACAAGUAAUUUU
Lepus europaeus (European hare) is the source of this 10684-nucleotide messenger RNA. RefSeq names its product centrosomal protein 78 (gene CEP78). The transcript has 17 exons. Gene Ontology annotation, molecular function: protein binding. NCBI's taxonomy places the organism in Eukaryota, Metazoa, Chordata, Mammalia, Lagomorpha, Leporidae. Bases 203 to 2452 code for a protein of 749 amino acids. The record is from RefSeq and is a predicted model, not a curated record. Gene Ontology annotation, cellular component: centrosome.